GCUGUCACCUCUUUAUCUUCAUCCCGCUGGCUCUCACUAGUGUCUGGCUGUUUAAUAACAGCUCUUCUUCCGGGACUUCCUGGUCACCGUGGCCAAUCAGAGUGCUGUUCCCGUCCUUUCCAUUGUCAGCCCGCAGCCGGUCGGCACGCUUCUACCAACGCCCCUUAAAGGCGCCGCCAAUGCCGCAGGACCGGUGGUUCCUGCCCCCGUUGCAGUAUGGAGUCGUCCCUGGGGCGGCCUGGGCCCGAGGCAGACCUUCUGCCUCUGGGGGGACAGCAAGCCGCGAUCUUUGGCGGCGGGCCGGGCGGAGCGCCCUCUGAACCGCCCUCAGGCUUCCGGGUGUCGGGGGAGGAAGAGGCCGAGAACGUUGGAGGCUCGAGCCGCCACCCCAGGGCGUCCCCGAAGACUUUGAGCUGCAGCGUCGUCCAAGGGCCGGAACCGGAGGCUCCGGAGAACGAUCCCGGCCGCGCAGUGACGCCGUGUGCACCAGUGAGCCGCCGGGGGGCGCCAGGUCCCGAGCACGACCUGCACGGGUCUUCCCUACGCAAGGACCCUGAGCCGCCCGAGGACAAGCCUGCAUCCGAAAGGGUCUGCCGUCGAGGGAGCCCGGGAGGCGGCGGGAUGGAUUUUGAGCAGGAAGAGGAGGAUGACGAGGGGGCGGCCGGCAGGGCUGGCAGAUCCUUCUCCAGCCGCCUUCAGGACAGCCGCAGCCUGGACGGGCUGAGCGGGGCGUGCGGCGGCUCCGGGUCCGCAGUGGGAGCAGAGUCUGGCUUGGGCGGCGGGCGUCGAGCCACCAUCUCCAGCCCCUUGGAGCUUGAGGGCACAGUGAGCCGCCACGGCGAUCUCACCCACUUUGUCGCCAACAACCUGCAACUUAAGAUCCGUCUGAGCGGUACCUCUCAAGCCCCGCCCCCUGCUCCGCCUUGUUCAGCACCCUCAUCCAUUCCAGCCAUUCCCCCCAUCGACCCCGAUGUGCUGCGAGACCUGGAGCGGCUGAGUCGAGAGCUGGGUGGCAGGGUAGACCGUUUGCUUCGCGGGCUGGGUGGCGCGGUGCAGGAGCUGACAGCACUGAGCGUAGGCUGCAUCCAGACCUACCGCGAUGCCGUGGACUCUCUAGGCGAAGCCGUGGACAUGAGCAUCAAGGGGAUGUACACCCUGCUGGCGCGCUGCGAGGAGCUGGAGAGGGCUCUGCAGCCGGUGCAGGGGCUGGCGCGCCAAGUACGGGAUAUCCGACGCACCCUGGAGGUGUUGGAGGCUCUGUGCAAGUGACUAUGAGGACAAGAGAGCCCAGGCCAGGGCCCAGGAGGAUCCUAAGGACUCUUCAAGGAGCUCUGGUGGGGAGACCAAAUACUGGAGGCUCUUUCAGAUAAAUUUAGUAGGCCAGCGUCCAUUCGCUGGGCCUUAUGCAGGUGUAUAUGGGAAAGUUCUAAAGCCUUUCCUGAUGGGAGGGGAUAAUGUUCAGCUCCUAUUCAGUUGGCCAUCUGUUACUACCUUGUUCUCCCCUAGCUAGAGCACCGUAUCUGGGAACCCAGGGCUUCAGGUCUGUGCUUGGGAGUAAUGACUGCCAUAUGUGAUCAAGAAAGGAGAAACAGUUGCCCCAGCCUCCACUGUGGCUACUCUGACUCCAGUGGCCACAUCUAGGUUCCAGGGGCUAUGGGAGCUUGAGUGGUCCUUGGCCACAAACCAUGCAGACAAGAAUUCACACCUGCAGAUGGAAAACCUCCUGCUUCUACCCACUGGCCCCCCACCAUCCCAUUUCAACCAGAACCAGGGUGAAGCUAGAAAGAAUGCAUUGCAUGGUAGAGGGGGUGAGUUGGGAUGGGUCUCACUGUUUUCAGGGUUCAAUAGAAUUGCCCCUGGGUGUGAAGCCCACCUGUUGUGGAGUGUUCUGAUUAGUUCUGGCUUUCUGAAUUUUUGUGGAAUUAAAGUGCUGCUGCUGCUAAGGCUGA
Molecule: messenger RNA, 1949 nt
Organism: Phyllostomus discolor (pale spear-nosed bat)
Lineage: Eukaryota; Metazoa; Chordata; Mammalia; Chiroptera; Phyllostomidae
Gene: BORCS6
Product: BLOC-1 related complex subunit 6
Exons: 1
Coding region: 217-1269 (350 amino acids)
Biological process (GO): lysosome localization
Cellular component (GO): BORC complex
Source: RefSeq, a predicted model, not a curated record